Funneliformis geosporum is the source of this 1410-nucleotide messenger RNA. The record is from the annotation of a GenBank genome assembly. Lineage: Eukaryota; Fungi; Glomeromycota; Glomeromycetes; Glomerales; Glomeraceae.
AUGACUACUAUAAAUGAAAGCUCUGAUCGACCAUCGUCUUCAGCACAAGAAGUUGGUUGGAUUUUUGUGCGGGAGUAUUAUAAGCAUUUAAACGAGAAUCCCGAGUCUUUAUGCCUUUUUUAUAACAAGGAAUCAAAACUUAUUCGUGGCUUGGAAGGUGAAGAGGUCAAAAUUUGUCAGGGACAACAGGAAAUCAGAAAGAAUAUUGAUGAGAUGCAAUUAAAGGAUGCAUCAAUAAAAAUCAUCAAUGUUGACAGUCUAGAUUUUCUUGAAGGCAAAGUGGUUGUUCAAGUUACUGGAGAGAUUUCCAAUAAAGACGAAGCUUAUAAAAAAUUUGUCCGGACCGUUAUCCUUGCCAAACCAUCAACAACGGAUGAUAAUUAUCACGUUUAUAGUGAUAUAUUUCGUUAUUUGAAAAAUGAAAAUGUUGACUCCAUUAAACAACAAUCAAUACACCAAGAGUCAUCAUAUAUUGAAGAUGGAGUGUCAACAGUAAAUGAAGAAAAAUCAGCUAAUGGAGAAGAUGCAGUUUCAGUUUCAACUUUAUCAACCCUUGCUGAGGAAUCAGCUCAAGAUUCAGGUCGAGAUUCAAAAGUAAUUGAAGAAUCUCCUGAAAUUCCCCCUACAAAAGCUAAUGUUAAUGAAACUUCACCCUUAACCAAACCCUCAACGGAAGGUAUCAUAAAUAUAGAUGGAAAUGCGACCGAAAAUGAAAAGCCUAAUUCAUCGGAUGUUCAUUCUAAAGGUCAACCUGGUUCGAUUAGUGUACAAACCGAAAAGUUGGCAAAUACUUCAAAUGCUACCAAUCAAUCACCGACACAAUCACAGUCACCAUCAAAACCUUCUUCGUGGGCUAAUUUAGCUGCUAGUGAUUCUCAGAAAUGGGGUAAUACUCAGCUUGCAGAACCAAAAGGACGAGUUGUUACUUCGACAUUACCAAGAACACAAUCUCAACAACCUAAUCGUGACCAAAGAUCGUACAACAAUCACAACAGUCACAACAACACUAUUAACAGGGGUGAAUUUUCACUAUAUGUUAAAGGUGUUGUUGAAGGAAUGAAUAAAGACGUACUUGAUAAAGUAUUUACUGAAUUCGGAGUUGUGAAACAUUUGGAUGUCGUUAUUACAAAAUCAUGUGCAUUUGUGGAAUUUGACUCUCAAAGAUCCUACCAGCAAGCUCUCAAUAAAAAAGUUAUUAAUGUUCCAAAUUUUGGGAAUGUUACUGUUGAAGAAAGAAGACACCCAAGAGAAGAAGGACGUAAUCGUAAUUAUUACCCACGGAAUAAUUAUAAUUCGCCACAUAAUCCUCAUAACGGUAACGGUAUAAACUCACAACGUGGAAGUGGAAAUAGAGGUAUGGAUAGACGUAAUACAGGUCCUCGUCAUCCUUCCACCAAAUCCUAUUCAUAA